This is a messenger RNA of Rotaria socialis, 528 nucleotides long. The record is from the annotation of a GenBank genome assembly. Lineage: Eukaryota; Metazoa; Rotifera; Eurotatoria; Philodinida; Philodinidae.
AUGACUGUGGAACAACAAAAAGAUGCUGAUCUUCUUGUCAAAUGGCAUUCACAGGGAUCGAACAAGAAGAAUUUUGUCUCAACAAAAGAUAUAUUGAAGCGUAUAUGGGGAAAAUUGAAACCUAUGGAUAUUGUGACAACUCUCAAAUAUCAGAAGUACGGCUCGCUUUUUGAUAAACAUGAACAAAUAGAGAAAGCAUUCACUAAUUUGUACCAAACUUUAUCUGAAGCUAUACACAAUUGUGGCGUUUGCUAUGAAGAAGAAGUGCUACCAAUUCCAGAUCUGAUUGAAAAUGUAUUUAACAAAUCUGACGCAUUAGUACUUGCUACAUUUUAUUCGAUUACAUUGCCGAACAUGCCAUAUGAAAUAGCGGCACACGUUGGUUAUCUAUCUUCAAAUUCAUCGUAUUGGCUCAACAGUCUCGAUUUGAAGAAUUGCUCGAAUACUCCCACCACCACGACUGAUGCAGCUAAGGAAAAAUCAUUCAAGCGAAAAUUGAUUGAAAAUGAAGAAAAUGAAGGACAUUAA